AUGGAUGAGUGGGUAGGGAGAAGGAAGGGGGCCCUGACAUUUAGGGUGACGCAGGUGGUGUCCGGACACGGCUGUUUCGGACACUACCUGCACAAGAUACAGAGAGAGCCGGGGCCUCAGUGCCAUGAAUGUGGCGCGGUGGACGACACGGCCCAGCACACUCUGGAGGUGUGCAGUCGCUGGGCCGUGGAAAGAGCUGCCCUCAGGGCAGCGACGGGGGUGGCGGACCUCUCGCUACACAUCAUAAUAGCGGCGAUGCUGUGUAGCGAGAGGAAAUGGGAAGCGGUGGCCUCCUUCUGCGAGGAGGUCAUGUCACAGAAGGAGGAGGCGGAGAGGGAGCGAGAAGCGGCUGCUGACGCGCUUCCUCUCCGACGCAGGCGGCAGGGUCGAAGGCUGAGAGCAUAUGCUCGCCUCGAGCCCUAG
Messenger RNA from Cydia strobilella, 423 nucleotides. RefSeq lists its product as uncharacterized. The record is from RefSeq and is a predicted model, not a curated record. NCBI's taxonomy places the organism in Eukaryota, Metazoa, Arthropoda, Insecta, Lepidoptera, Tortricidae. The transcript has a single exon. The coding region runs from base 1 to 423 and encodes 140 amino acids.